This is a messenger RNA of Blepharisma stoltei, 465 nucleotides long. NCBI's taxonomy places the organism in Eukaryota, Ciliophora, Heterotrichea, Heterotrichida, Blepharismidae. The record is from the annotation of a GenBank genome assembly.
AUGGGUGUCAUAGAUGAAGAGUACUUCUAUAAGGAGAAGACUGAGCUUUCCCCUGAGGCUCAAAAAGACGCAGAUCUCAUCUGCGAUAACUUACGCAUGAAAUUUGUCAAAGACUGGGUGCUUAACAAGAAUUUAGACACCUAUAAAACAGAUGCUGAAAGAGAUUGGGCUUAUAUUGUAAAGAGGGAGUACAGAUUUGCAGUGCUUUUGAGAUCGUUUUUUGAUGGAAUGUUCAUAGGCAAUCUUGUGCAGCUAGGCUUGAGCUGGAGCCUCAAGCGGCUUGUAUUUUCUCCUCUUUUUGUAACUUGGCCAGCUGUUUAUUAUUGGCAAAUCGGAAAAAGGUUCAAUCAACAUAAUAGAAGAUUUUUUGAAUUGCUAAAUGUGGGCACAGAGUUUGAACUUGGAGCUGAAAGAAAUCGAGUUUUAGAAGAGUGCAAUCGUAUUGCACGCAGAGGAGACUUUUAA